Molecule: messenger RNA, 3649 nt
Organism: Planococcus citri (citrus mealybug)
Lineage: Eukaryota; Metazoa; Arthropoda; Insecta; Hemiptera; Pseudococcidae
Product: lysosomal alpha-glucosidase-like
Exons: 18
Coding region: 325-3174 (949 amino acids)
Biological process (GO): carbohydrate metabolic process
Molecular function (GO): alpha-1,4-glucosidase activity; carbohydrate binding
Source: RefSeq, a predicted model, not a curated record
UCACUACAUUACAAACAGAAACAUGUUAUCUGUUUUGAUAAUGAUAAGACGAUCACCCAAGUGUUGGAAAUUGUUAAACGACAGACAGAAUCGAAAUUGUUGAGAAAAAUCGGUUUCAUUUCAAAUGGAAAUGCGUUUCGACUACAUAAACUAACACGUCCUUCAGUGGCAAACCAUUUACCAUUCGUGUUCCGAUCGUUAAGUAAUGUUACUCGUGUGUUUCAUGGUUCGUGUUUUAGUUUUAUCUGCACGGUAAAAGGGUAAAUCCAUAAAUCAAAUUUUAUCUAUAAUAACGUACGACGAAAGCAAAUUUGUUUUUUGAAAAUGGUGUGUAAUUUUUUCUGCUCGGAUUCGAAAGCUACGAAGAAAUUUGCGAGCUUUCGAAAUGAUAGUGAAGAAUCAUUGUUAGCCAUGCAAACUUCCAACACUCGCAAAUUAGCAAAAUUAUGCUUUAUUCUUAUCGUAGUAUUCGUAUUCGCCGGUACUGUCAUAUAUUGUGUUUCGGGAUCAUUCGGGUCUAAAAACACCCAUUUAACGAGUGAAAAAUAUACGUUUGAAAACGAUGUCCAGACGCCGAUCAAUCGCUUCGCAAGUAGCGCACCUUCCUGUCAAAAUAUAUCCGAUUCGCAAAAAUUCGAUUGUUUUCCUCGCGGAAAACCCGACGAGGAACAAUGUAUCGCAAGAGGAUGCUGCUGGAGCCCUGCAUCUCAGAGUAGUAAAUCUCCUUGGUGUCAUUAUCCGACGGCAUAUAAUACUUAUAAAGUAGUUCGCAAGGAUCAGUAUAAACGGGGUGUGAAGUUGAUUUUAAAUAUAACCCGCAAUUCAACGUAUCCUAAUAACGUGCAGAUGUUGUUGGUCAAGAUCGAGUAUGAUACAAAGGAUAGAUUACACGUUAAGAUUCUAGAUGCAAACAAGACUCGUUGGGAACCGCCGUAUCCAGAAGUACCUCUUUUUAACAGCACCCCUGAUGAUACAGAUUACGAAUUGAUUAUAAACGAUGAUCCGUUUGGAUUUGCUGUUAUUAGGAAAGAGACGGGAACCGUGAUCUUCGACACGCGAAACGUAGGAGGAUUUAUUUACUCGGAUCAGUUUCUACAAAUGUCUGCGUUAAUGCCGUCUAAAUACAUCUACGGAUUAGGAGAACGAAGAAAUAAUCUAUUAUUGGAUACCGAUUGGCAAGAAAUUACUUUGUUUAAUCACGAUGUUGCUCCGAAAGAUAAUACCAACUUAUACGGAACUCAUCCGUUCUACCUGAGCAUGGAAAAAUCUGGAGCCAGUCACGGAGUAUUUCUGUUGAACAGCAACGCUAUGGAUAUUAUUCUACAACCUGCUCCUGCUAUAACAUACAGGACUAUAGGAGGCGUUCUUGAUUUUUAUUUUUUCUUGGGACCUUCUCCGAGGGAUGUUGUUUCGCAGUACUACGAAGUAAUCGGAACGCCAUUUUUGCCACCUUAUUGGUCUUUAGGAUUUCACUUGUGCAGGUUUGGAUUGAAAUCACUCAACGAAACUAUCGCAUUUUGGCGCCGAAAUUACGAAGCUGGAAUUCCGUUUGAUGUGCAAUGGAACGACAUCGACUACAUGAAUAAACGAAACGAUUUUACAGUGAGUCCUGCCUUUAAUGGACUGUCUUCAUUUGUCGAUCUUCUUCACAAGCUGAAUAUGAGAUAUGUGGUAAUCUUAGAUCCCGGCGUCGCUUCCAGAGAACCUCGUGGCUCGUAUCCUCCAUACGACGAAGGCGUAAAAGCCAAUAUAUUUAUCAAGAAUGCUUCAAAUUUACCUCUCGAAGGAACGGUAUGGAAUUUGGACGGUGGCACCGUAUUUCCAGAUUUCUCAAAUCCCAGCACUAUACCUUAUUGGAUGCAGAUGUUGUCUGGCUUAUAUGCACAAUUCAAAUACGAUGGAAUUUGGCUGGAUAUGAACGAGAUAUCUAAUUUUGUGCAAGGAUCUUUAACUGGCUGUAAUGGUGACCAGGCUGACUUCAGUUUAAAUAAUCCGCCUUAUUUGCCUGGUGUAGACGGUGGUAAUUUGAAUUAUAAAACUGUAUGUAUGUCUGGUAUACAAUACGUCGGAUCGCAUUACGAUGCUCACAAUAUAUACGGAUACGCUGAGAGUAUGGCUACGAGUUUCUGUCUGGCCACGAUUAGAAUGAAACGUCCAUUCGUUCUAUCCAGAUCCACGUUUUCGGGCAGUGGACAUUUUACGUCUCAUUGGACCGGUGAUGUAUAUUCAACCUGGGACGAUAUGAAACAUUCGGUCGGAGAUAUAAUUUCGUUCAAUAUGUUUGGUAUUCCUAUGGUCGGAGCCGAUAUAUGUGGUUUUAACGGCAACACUACUAGAGAACUGUGUCAGCGAUGGAGUCAGUUAGGAGCGUUUUAUCCUUUCUCACGUAAUCAUAACACCGACGAUGCAAUUGAUCAAGAUCCAGCAGCCAUCGGUAUCGUCGAAUCAACCAAGAAAGCGCUGACAUUUCGUUACCAUUUGUUACCUUAUUUAUACACGUUGUUUUGGAAUGCGCACAAGUUCGGAGAAAGUGUCAUUAGACCGAUGUUUUUCGAAUUUCCGCUAGAUACGCUCACGUAUGCGGACAACACUAAAUUUUUUUGGGGCCCGGCUUUCCUCAUUAUUCCCGUUCUAGAAGAGGGUCAAACUUCUGUUACUACAUAUUUCCCGAAAGGGGUGUGGUUUGACGCGUAUACGUUGGAUUGGUACCGAAGUAAUGGAGACUACAUCACGUUGAACGCCAGCCUCGAUUUUAUUCCUUUAUAUUUCAGAGCUGGUUAUAUUAUUCCGUAUCAGGAACCAGCUCAAACAACCACGGCUAGUCGAUUGAACCCGUUUGGACUUUAUGUAGCCAUCGGUGAGAAUGGAAACUCGUACGGAUCGUUGUACUGGGACGAUGGAGAAAGUUACAGCAAUUAUGACGAAAACGAAUACAAUCUACUCCAGUUCGAGUUCACCGACUCGACAUUAUCCGGUAUUCCAAUCAAUUGGGGUUAUGAAACUACGAUGACUUUGAACACUAUCAAAAUUAUGGGAUUGAGCGAUAAAAUAAAACAAAUUUACAUUAACAACCAAACGCAUUCGGAAUACCAAUAUUAUCCAGCUGAUAAAAAACUUAUCAUCGAAUCGGUGGAGAUAAAUCUCUCGGAGCCGUUUUUUGUGAAAUGGCAAUGAAACCUCCAAAAUACGUAUACCAGUGAUGUUUUGGAACGGUGACACUUUUACGCAUACUAUCUAGUCAUAUGUUCGGAUGUUCCUGUUUUGAAAUCUUCACUUGUGACUACAUUAUAUCUACUGUAUCUCAGUAUACGUUUUUUAAAAUGAUUUUUAUACCUAUUUACGAUAUACUAUACAAAUUCUUUGCUGAACGAGGACCUAUGUAUGUAAUAGGCAAUUUCCCGAUUAUGUUAUAUUUCACCAAUCAGUAAGGGAAUUUCUUUACGUAAGACUGUUUGCACGAUAUAUUCGUUUAAGUAAUUAUUCGAGUUGUCCUAGAUAAAAAAAUAUGAAUUUUGUAUGUAGCCAUUUUUGUGCCUUACGUGAAUGUUUGUCUGAUUUCCCAGAAGACGACUAUGGCGUCCUUAUUGUAUUUUUAUAUUAUUGGUGAUGAGAGAACGUUCUGUGAUAUUAAAGACACCAUGUGAUUUUA